This is a messenger RNA of Daktulosphaira vitifoliae (grape phylloxera), 2611 nucleotides long. It is a transcript of the gene Gbeta13F, whose product is annotated as guanine nucleotide-binding protein G(I)/G(S)/G(T) subunit beta-1. Bases 435 to 1457 code for a protein of 340 amino acids. The record is from RefSeq and is a predicted model, not a curated record. The transcript is spliced from 9 exons. Gene Ontology annotation, biological process: G protein-coupled receptor signaling pathway. Gene Ontology annotation, molecular function: protein binding; signaling receptor complex adaptor activity. NCBI's taxonomy places the organism in Eukaryota, Metazoa, Arthropoda, Insecta, Hemiptera, Phylloxeridae. Gene Ontology annotation, cellular component: heterotrimeric G-protein complex; cytoplasm.
UGUUGGGCGUGGUUCGUAGAGGAUUGAACGCAACAUUCUAAUAUAAUAAUUAAAUUUUUACAAAAAAAAUUAACUUGAUUAAAAUACCUCUAGGGGAAUAAUUUUUGUUUCUAGUGAAUCAAAUAGUAUAUUUUCUUGACUUGAAUAGUUUACUGUCGUUCGUGUACUGUUAUUGUUUUUUAGUCUUUUUUUUUUCUACAAUGCUUGUAAAGGUAUUGAGCAGUAGUUACGUGUUACCGGUGUUUGCAAGAUAAGUAAUAAAUCAGAGAUUUAUCAUGGAAUCUUUUUUUUACAAACGAUAAUAAAAAAAUUUUCGAGCGUAUAGUCGCUCUUAACCACCUUAUUCGACUGAUAGAUUCAUGUCUUGACCUUUACCGUUUGGUCUUAUCCUAAGCAUUUGUGUCGGUUGAGACCGGAGGCCCUAGCCUUACACAAUGAAUGAAUUAGAUUCACUGAGGCAAGAGGCUGAAACGCUUAAAAAUGCUAUACGAGAUGCAAGAAAAGCAGCAUGUGACACUAGUUUGGCACAAGCAACCACCAGUAUGGAACCGGUUGGCCGAAUACAAAUGCGAACGAGACGCACACUACGUGGUCAUCUUGCUAAAAUAUACGCCAUGCAUUGGGGUUCAGACUCUAGAAACUUAGUAUCAGCCUCCCAAGAUGGUAAGCUCAUUGUAUGGGACAGUUAUACAACUAACAAAGUCCAUGCAAUACCUUUAAGAUCUAGUUGGGUAAUGACAUGUGCUUAUGCUCCAUCUGGAAGUUUUGUUGCUUGUGGUGGCUUAGACAACAUAUGUUCAAUUUAUAGUUUAAAAACAAGAGAAGGUAAUGUAAGAGUUAGCCGAGAACUGCCAGGGCACACAGGUUACUUAUCAUGUUGUAGAUUCCUCGAUGAUAACCAAAUUGUCACUAGUUCUGGAGAUAUGUCUUGCGCAUUGUGGGACAUUGAAACUGGCCAACAGUGUUCAUCAUUCAUUGGUCAUACUGGGGAUGUUAUGUCACUCUCAAUGUCACCUGAUAUGCGGACAUUUGUAUCAGGAGCUUGUGACGCUUCUGCCAAAUUAUGGGAUGUUCGUGAUGGGACAUGUAAACAAACAUUCCCUGGACAUGAAUCUGAUAUUAAUGCUGUUACAUUUUUCCCAAAUGGUUAUGCAUUUGCUACUGGCUCAGAUGAUGCUACUUGUCGUCUAUUUGACAUAAGAUCAGAUCAGGAACUAGCUAUGUAUUCUCACGAUAACAUAAUAUGUGGUAUAACUUCAGUAUCAUUUUCAAAAUCAGGAAGAUUAUUGUUAGCUGGUUAUGAUGAUUUUAAUUGUAAUGUUUGGGAUUCAAUGAAGGCUGAACGUGCUGGUAUUUUAGCUGGCCAUGAUAACCGUGUUAGCUGCUUAGGUGUUACUGAAGAUGGUAUGGCUGUUGCAACAGGUUCAUGGGAUAGCUUCUUACGUAUUUGGAAUUAAGUUUGAUUUUUAAUGAUGCUAAUACCAGACGAUCUAAACAUUUACAAAAAAAACUUUUUAAAUCAUAACAAAUUGAAAUCUACAGUAAUGUACAGAUCACAGUUCAAAUAUUAUUAUUUCUUAAAGGGGGACCACUCACGCAUUGUAUACUUUUUUGUUUUUAACAAGCUGUCUUUAAAACUAUUUAAUUAAAUAAGAGAAAAUAACACCCAACUUGAAGGUCUUCCGUCUUGUAUUUUAAUUCUUGAACAAAUGUUCAUUAAUUUGUAUAGGUGCUCAAAAAACAACCAUAAUUAAAUUCAAAUUGUGGUAAUUCGAAACAAAUUAAAAUAUAUGAAACCGUAAAUAAAUAAAAAUAAAAAAAGUUUAGGUACAAAUUAAAAAAAACCAUUAAUCAAUAUUUAUUAUUUACUGUUAAAAUAUCAAAACAUAGAAUAAAUUAUUUCAAAAUAAAAAUGGGUAAAAAGUAAAUUAAAUUAUUUAAAUAUAUAAUAAUGUGUUGAGAUGUAUCAAUGUAUAACAAUAUUUAUAAUAAUUAAAUUGAUUUAUUAUUAUAUUAUAUUCGUCUACAUAUUUUUUAAAGUGUUUAAUUAAAAAUAGUAAACUAGAAUACUAUCUUGUAUACAUAUAUUUCCUUGUAAAUAUUUAGUAAAUAAUAAAAUUGUGUAUAUUAUAUUAUUUUAACAUUUAGUUUUUAAUAUGAACAACAAUUAUAAUCUGAACUAUGCGUUUAUUUUUAAUAAUCUGACCGAUUGAGAUUUUUCACGAAUUUCAAAAUUAUACUUGAGUGAUGGAUUUAUACUUUAAUGUGAAAUCUAUAUAAUGUAUGUAUGAUGGAUUUAAUUUAUAUGUUGACAGUAUAGAAAACAUAAUGAAUUCCAAGGUUGUACAUUUAGCACAAUAUUGUAUUAAGUACUUUAUCCUGUUUAAGUAUGUAUAUUAAGUUGGAAAUAUGCCUCUUUAAAGAUAGAAUAUAUAAAAUUAUUAUAACACCACGGACGGCCUUCAUUAGGGUUGUAAUAAUUAAUUAAAACAUAAAUUUAAAUUUAACUCUCAUCUUUUUUCUGUUAAUUAUUACUAUAUAUAAAUUAUUUUAUUUUUAUUUUAAAGUGCACAUACUGUAUAACCUUUUUUCUAUUUUAUGAAAACAUUUU